AUGCCCCGCGCGGGAAUGACAGGGCCUAUUGCUACGAGAAUAAUUCGCAAGGCGCGGCCGUGCAGCAAGAGCGCCCUGCAACAUAAGGGAGAGAUUAAACAAGAACCGACCGAAUCUCCUUCUGGACAGGAGAGAGCUAUCUUGAUGCAAUUAGGAACUCAGAACGACGGCAAAGAGCGGCCACGGAGCAGAAUAAGUACGAACAGAGCGUUCCCUCGCGGUUUCUCCUUUGACGCUGACGAAGUAAACUUCCCCACUGAGCGCCUCUGCUUCCUGGGUCUGAUCUCCAUGAUCGACCCGCCGCGGGCCGCCGUUCCAGACGCCGUGGGCAAGUGUCGCUCCGCUGGCAUCAAGGUACACUUACUUCCACCACAUCCAACCCCUGUGACACCUCUGACAACCACACGCCCCAUGGGUUCGGGAUCCAGAUCUGCUGCAUGA
Molecule: messenger RNA, 441 nt
Organism: Knipowitschia caucasica
Lineage: Eukaryota; Metazoa; Chordata; Actinopteri; Gobiiformes; Gobiidae
Source: the annotation of a GenBank genome assembly